UCCCGGGCGCCGACGCCAGGCGCUGGCCGUGGUGCUGAUUCUGUCAGGCUCUGGCGGCGGCGGUGGCCCCGCUGCCUCUCCCCGGCCGGACCCGGCUCUGCCCCCGCGCCCACGCCCCGCCGAGUCCCCAGCCCUCCCGCCGCGGCCCCGGCUCGGGCGCGUCCGCAGCCGGUACCAUGCGCCCGGCAGCCCUGCUGCUCCUGCCCUCGCUACUGGCACUCCUGGCUCAAGGACUCUCCUCAAAGGCCCCAACCAUGGGCGAAGGGCAGGCCCCAGGCAUCGAGGAGACAGAUGGGGAGCUGACAGCAGUCCCCACACCUGAGCAGCCAGACGGAGGCAUCCACUUCGUCACAACAGCCCCUACCCUGAAGCUGCUCAACCACCACCCGCUGCUAGAGGAAUUCCUCCAAGAGGGGCUGGAGAGGGAAGAAGAGGCGCUGAAGCCAGCACUGCCCUUCCAACCUGACCCACCUACACCCAUCACCCCGAGUCCCCUCCCUCGCCUGGUCAACCAGGACAGCCGCCCCAUUUUCACCAGCCCUACUCCGGCCACAGCCGCAGCACCCACUCAGCCCCAGUCCAGGGAGGGCCCCUGGAGCCUGGAGUCAGGGUCCCCUGCACUUCUCAUCACAGCUCCUCUACCUCCAGGGCCCAGCAUGGCAGUGCCCACCCCAGGCCCAGGGGAGAGGCCCGGUAGUAUGCCCCCUGGCAAGGCAUGGACUCCAACCCAAGAAGGUCCAGGUGACAUGGGCAGGCCAUGGGCUCCAGAGGUCAUGUCCCAGACCACAGGGCUCAGGCUCGAGGGGACCACUGUGACCUCUACAGCUUCAGGGGACGAUGAGGAGACCACCACCACUACCACCAUCAUCACCACCACUAUCACCACAGUCCAGCCACCAGGCCAUUGUAGCCAGAAUUUCUCAGGCCCAGAGGGCUCCCUGGACUCCCCCACAGCUUCCAAUUCAUCCGCUGAUGUCAGCCUGGACUGUUUCUACUACAUCUCAGUCUAUCCUGGCUAUGGCGUAGAAAUCAAGGUCCAGAACAUCAGCCUCCUAGAGGGGGAGACCGUGACUGUGGAGGGCCUAGGGGGGCCAGACCCGCUGCCCCUGGCCAACGAGUCUUUCCUGCUGCGGGGCCAAGUCAUCCGCAGCCCCACACAUCAAGUGGCCCUGAGGUUCCAGAGCCUCCCACCACCUGCCGGGCCUGGCACCUUUCAUUUCCACUACCAAGCCUAUCUUCUCACCUGCCACUUUCCCCGACGUCCAGCUUAUGGAGACGUAACUGUCAACAGCCUCCACCCAGGAGGCAGCGCCCGCUUCCACUGUGCCAGUGGCUAUCAGCUGAAGGGCGCCAGGCUCCUUACCUGUCUGAAUGCCACCCAGCCCUUGUGGGAUUCCCAGGAGCCUGUCUGCAUUGCUGCCUGCGGUGGGGUGAUUCGCAAUGCCACCACUGGCCGCAUUGUCUCUCCGGGCUUCCCGGGCAACUACAGCAACAACCUCACCUGCCACUGGCUGCUUGAGGCUCCUGAGGGCCAGCGGCUGCACCUGCACUUUGAGAAGGUUUCCCUGGCAGAGGAUGACGACAGGCUCAUCAUCCACAAUGGAGACAACGUGGAGGCCCCGCCUGUGUACGAUUCCUACGAGGUGGAAUACCUGCCCAUUGAGGGCCUGCUCAGCUCUGGCAGACAUUUCUUUGUGGAGCUCAGUACUGACAGCAGUGGGGCAGCUGCAGGCAUGGCCCUGCGCUAUGAGGCUUUCCAGCAGGGCCACUGCUAUGAGCCUUUCGUCAAAUAUGGAAACUUCAGCAGCAGUGCACCCUCCUACCCUGUGGGUACCACUGUGGAGUUCAGCUGUGACCCUGGCUACACCCUGGAGCAGGGGUCCAUCAUCAUUGAAUGUGUUGACCCCCAUGACCCCCAGUGGAAUGAGACAGAACCAGCCUGCCGAGCCGUGUGCAGCGGAGAGAUCACAGACUCAGCUGGCGUGGUGCUCUCCCCCAACUGGCCAGAGCCCUACGGCCGUGGGCAGGACUGCAUCUGGGGUGUGCAUGUGGAGGAGGACAAGCGCAUCAUGCUGGACGUCCGAGUGCUGCGUGUCGGCCCUGGUGAUGUGCUUACCUUCUAUGACGGCGAUGACCUGACAGCCCGGGUCCUGGGCCAGUACUCAGGGCCCCGUGGCCACUUCAAGCUCUUUACUUCCAUGGCUGACGUCACUAUCCAAUUUCAGUCGGACCCUGGGGCCUCAGUGCUGAGCUACCAGCAGGGCUUUGUCAUCCACUUCUUUGAGGUACCCCGCAACGACACCUGUCCGGAGCUGCCUGAGAUCCCCAAUGGCUGGAAGAGCCCAUCACAGCCUGAGCUGGUGCACGGCACCGUGGUCACUUACCAGUGCUACCCCGGCUACCAAGUGGUGGGAUCCAGUGUCCUCAUGUGUCAGUGGGACCUAACCUGGAGUGAGGACCUGCCCUCCUGCCAGCGGGUGACUUCCUGCCAUGACCCAGGGGACGUGGAGCACAGCCGACGCCUCAUAUCCAGCCCCAAGUUUCCUGUCGGGGCCACUGUGCAGUAUAUCUGUGACCAGGGUUUUGUGUUGACGGGUAGUGCCAUCCUCACCUGCCAUGACCGCCAGGCCGGCAGCCCCAAGUGGAGUGACCGGGCCCCCAAAUGUCUCUUGGAACAGUUCAAGCCAUGCCACGGCCUCAGUGCCCCCGAGAAUGGUGCCCGCAGUCCUGAAAAGCAACUACACCCAGCAGGGGCCACCAUCCACUUCUCAUGUGCCCCUGGCUAUGUGCUGAAGGGCCAGGCCAGCAUCAAGUGUGUGCCCGGGCACCCCUCGCACUGGAGUGACCUUCCACCCACCUGUAGGGCUGCCUCUCUGGAUGGGUUCUACAGCGGCCGCAGCCUGGAUGUUGCCAAGGCACCUGCUGCCUCCAGCACCCUGGAUGCUGCCCACAUUGCAGCUGCCAUCUUCUUGCCGCUAGUGGCGAUGGUGCUGUUGGUGGGAGGUGUGUACUUCUAUUUCUUCAGGCUCCAAGGGAAAAGCCCCCUGCAGCUGCCCCAGACCCGCCCCCGCCCCUAUGACCGCAUCACCGUGGAGUCAGCAUUUGACAAUCCAACUUAUGAGACUGGAGAGACUAGAGAAUAUGAAGUCUCCAUCUAGGUGAAGGCAGCCUGAGGAAGCCGGCUCAGCCCUCCAUCACGGCCCAUCAACAUGGCUCUUGGCUUUCUGCUGUCCCUCCACUUCGUGUAUAUACCACCUGGGGAGAGAUGCCACCAAUCCCUCCAGAAGCUCUGCCCUUCCCCACCUGCAAUGCCCACCAGGGCCUAUUUCCUUGGCACCACUGCCCACGUAGGGCCCUUCCUUGGGUCCAAGCCAGGGGGCAUCUGCUGAUGGGCAGAACACAGCUGGAGCACAUGAAUCAAGGACCAGCAUUCUCCUGACCCUCCCAGCCUUGGCCCUCCAGCCUAGAAUUCCCAGGCAGAGCUUGAACACCUCUCUGCACAUGACCACCACCCAGCCCUGGCAUGCAGGGCCCUGUGGCAGGUUAACAGGAUGGUGGUGGAAACUGAGCUCAGGCACUCCUCACAGGGCCAGCACCAGUGGCCAAAACUGUUGUCUCCAGGGUGGCCUCAGGGUAGUCCUGGCAUGCCCAUACCAACCCCUCGGGGAGGUCUCUAUUCUUCUCUAGGCCCCAGGAAUGGACACAACUGCCUCCUGUGCCUUCCCAGUAAAGGCGAUAAUUCUAAGGGGUUUAAGGGGUUCAGGGACCCUACUCCAAGCUCAGGCUGGGCUUCCCUGGGCACUCAUGCUCCACACCAAAGCAGGACACCACACUGCUCCCCUGGCAGCCCUACACCCCAAGGAGAGUGAGGUCUUCCCCUGAUGUCAAAUUUGGCUGUUUCAAACAUUCUCUUUCCCAUUUGUCCCUCCUGCAACCCCAGCCACUUGCAGGCUGCCCUCUUGGCCGCUGUGUUUUGGGAAAGGGGGACUGGGCGGGCAUAUUCUGGAGAGGAGCAGAGGACCCAGGAAUUUGGCGUGGAACAGAGGGUCAGAGAAGCCCAGAUAGAGGCCCAGGAGCUGGCUGCAGGCCACUUUGUACAUGUAAUGUAUUAUAGGGGUCUGGGAUCCAGUCAGAGAAUGAUCUUUUAUUUCUGUUGUUUCCUUAUUAAAAUGGUGUUUUUG
This is a messenger RNA of Trichechus manatus latirostris (Florida manatee), 4181 nucleotides long. RefSeq names its product seizure related 6 homolog (gene SEZ6). The record is from RefSeq and is a predicted model, not a curated record. Lineage: Eukaryota; Metazoa; Chordata; Mammalia; Sirenia; Trichechidae. Gene Ontology annotation, cellular component: endoplasmic reticulum; dendritic spine; dendritic shaft. The transcript is spliced from 17 exons. The coding region runs from base 177 to 3158 and encodes 993 amino acids. Gene Ontology annotation, biological process: synapse maturation; regulation of dendrite development; regulation of protein kinase C signaling.